UAGAGUUAGCUGGAGGUGGGUUAACCAUGCCGUACCAUCUGAGGGAAAACACCCGCCACGUGGUGAAACCACACGCCAUGAGAAAACUUUGGGGAGGCAGAGGGACAUCAUGACCGGCAUGGCUGAAGGCUAGGUGUGCAGGGAACGUCCUCAGGAGCACCUCUGGGACUGAGGAGCCAGAGGUGCCCAGUAGACUUGGCUGGAGGGUGGAGCCCACAUUGAGCUGCUCCUUGGGGCAGCUGAUAGAAGUCUGGUCACAACAGGGGCACACAGUCACCUCUCUGUGCUGCUGGCAGGAAGCCACGAGCAACCAAAGCUGACUGAGAUGAGAAGCAUCUCUCUGGGGAUGGGAUUGACUUCUCUUAGCUGGCUCCAGAGCUUCUGGUUACUGCUAGAAGGUUCCUCAAUCGCAUGCACCCUGGGAUCUGAAGAGCCAUGGUAAGAAGCUGUUGAAACCCUGAAAGGAUGGGGCUCCUGAGCAGCAAGAGGCAGGUUGGCAAUGAGAAGGGAAAAGGAUGGAGCCCCGUGAAGGCCCAGGCCCAGAGCAAGGCCCCCCCACCCCUGCCACCCCUGGUUGUCUUCAACCACCUUGCUCCUCCGUCUCCUAAGCAGCACCCAGGUCAAGAGGAACGUUUUGUGGUGGCCCUGUUUGACUAUGCGGCGGUGAAUGACAGGGACCUGCAGGUGUUAAAGGGAGAGAAGCUCCAGGUUGUGAAGAGCGCUGGAGACUGGUGGUUGGCCAGAUCACUCAUCACUGGAAGAGAAGGCUAUGUGCCCAGCAACUUUGUGGCCCCAGUGGAGACCCUGGAAGUAGAAAAAUGGUUCUUCAGGACCAUCAGCCGAAAGGAUGCUGAGAGGCAGCUGCUGGCUCCGAUGAACAAGGCUGGUGCCUUUCUCAUCAGAGAGAGUGAGAGCAAUAAAGGUGCCUUUUCCCUGUCAGUGAAGGAUGUCACCACCCAGGGGGAAAUGGUCAAGCACUAUAAGAUCCGCUCACUAGAUGACGGCGGCUGUUACAUCUCCCCUCGGAUCACCUUCCCCACCCUCCAGGCCCUGGUGCAGCACUAUUCCAAGAAAGGGGAUGGUUUGUGCCAGAAGUUGACCCUACCCUGUGUGAGCCCAGCCCCAAAGAAUCCCUGGGCACAAGAUGAAUGGGAAAUUCCCAGACAGUCUCUCAAGCUGGUCCGGAAGCUUGGGUCUGGGCAGUUUGGAGAAGUCUGGAUGGGUUAUUACAAAAACAAUGUGAAGGUGGCCGUCAAGACCCUGAAGGAGGGAACUAUGUCUCCAGAAGCUUUCCUGGGCGAGGCCAAUGUGAUGAAAACCCUGCAGCACGAGAGGCUGGUCCGUCUCUAUGCUGUGGUCACCAGAGAGCCCAUCUACAUUGUCACUGAGUACAUGGCCAGAGGAUGCUUGCUGGAUUUUCUGAAGACGGAGGAAGGUAACAGAUUGUCCCUUCCCAGACUGAUUGACAUGUCAGCCCAGAUUGCAGAAGGCAUGGCUUACAUAGAGCGUAUGAAUUCCAUCCACCGUGACCUGCGGGCAGCCAACAUCCUGGUGUCUGAGACCUUGUGCUGCAAAAUCGCCGACUUUGGCUUGGCCAGGAUCAUCGACAGUGAAUACACUGCUCAAGAGGGGGCCAAGUUCCCCAUCAAGUGGACUGCCCCAGAGGCCAUCCACUUCGGUGUGUUCACCAUCAAGGCUGAUGUAUGGUCCUUCGGAGUCCUGCUGAUGGAGAUCAUCACAUAUGGGCGCGUUCCCUACCCAGGAAUGAGCAACCCUGAGGUCAUCCGCAGCCUAGAGCAUGGCUAUCGUAUGCCGUGCCCAGAGACAUGUCCACCGGAGUUGUACCAUGACAUCAUCACUGAGUGCUGGCGAGGCCGGCCAGAGGAGAGACCCACCUUCGAGUUUCUGCAGUCGGUGCUGGAGGACUUCUACACAGCCACAGAGGGCCAGUAUGAGCUGCAGCCCUAGUCACACAUGGCUCUGCGGGGAGUCCCUGUCUGAGCCUCCUGCUAGAUGCUUACUUUGAGUCAAUACGGUCAUACCUGGCUCUUCUUCUAGACCAGACAGGCAGCAAAGUCAGAGUAGGACAGCAUGUCUACUUUUCAGAUGAAGGAACCAGGAGACAAAGGUGGCUUCACAGUAGGGCAUGGACUGUCGGGGCAGAGCCUUGGUCUGCACUGCACUGGCUGUGUGUCUUUGGGAAAGUGACCUAGCUACUCUGUGUCUACUAUUCCUUGAAUGUAAAACAAGCAAGGAUUGUAUUAUAACUUACCUCCAAUUGUGUUCGGGACGGGGAGGGUGCUGAGAGCUGAGUCUGAACUGUUAGUGACGGACAGUGUAAGGCUGUCGUAACACAGAGGUGUCUGGUGGCAGGCAGCCAGAGCUCCUACAUCUCUGACCUUCAGAGCCUCACCAGCAAGUGCCUCCCCGUCUGCUCCAGACCCAGGGACCAAUCCUCCAGGUAGCCCAGGCCUGGCUGUGCCCCACACUUUGAGACUUUUCUAUAAUAAAGCCACGAGAGUCUUA
Molecule: messenger RNA, 2526 nt
Organism: Mesocricetus auratus (golden hamster)
Lineage: Eukaryota; Metazoa; Chordata; Mammalia; Rodentia; Cricetidae
Gene: Blk
Product: BLK proto-oncogene, Src family tyrosine kinase
Exons: 13
Coding region: 466-1968 (500 amino acids)
Biological process (GO): cell surface receptor protein tyrosine kinase signaling pathway; protein phosphorylation; cell differentiation
Cellular component (GO): extrinsic component of cytoplasmic side of plasma membrane
Molecular function (GO): signaling receptor binding; non-membrane spanning protein tyrosine kinase activity; ATP binding
Source: RefSeq, a predicted model, not a curated record